Molecule: messenger RNA, 6964 nt
Organism: Dinoponera quadriceps
Lineage: Eukaryota; Metazoa; Arthropoda; Insecta; Hymenoptera; Formicidae
Product: lateral signaling target protein 2 homolog
Exons: 7
Coding region: 52-3627 (1191 amino acids)
Cellular component (GO): early endosome membrane
Molecular function (GO): metal ion binding
Source: RefSeq, a predicted model, not a curated record
GCAGCACACACGCUUCGUCGCCAUCGAUGACGUCAGCUGCCGUCUCGCGAUAUGGAGUCCAUCAGAAAAUGGUUUUACAGACCUAAGAGGGAUGACACGAGUUUGCUGGCUCAGUUCUUUUAUGCCGAUGAGUCGUUGAACGCGGUCGCCUGCGAGUUGGACUCCUUCGACGGUCGCCAGGAACCAGAGAGAUGCACGUCGCUGGUGAAUCAGUUGCGACAUUGUCAGGACAAGGUGUUGACGAUCUGCAAUCAAAUAAUGGACGACUUGAUCCCAGAGAGCAGAGCCAAUCGGGAUUUCCGGGUAAAGUUUCCUGACGAUGUUAUGCAGGAAAAUCUGGCCGGACAGCUGUGGUUCGGUGCGGAAUGUCUAGCUGCUGGUUCAUCAAUCAUGAACAGAGAAGCUGAAAGUUCAGCCAUGAGGCCGCUAGCGAAAGCUCUGACUAAAUCGCUGGAAAUCGUGAGGAACCUAUUGAGAGAACAUGCACUCAAGGGCCACAUGAACUUAAAAUAUCUUUUUCAGACGCAAAAUCCACUCGAGCCAUCUCUGGAGAAGCUUGUGGAGUCCUUGAAGAUUUUCGAUCGACUCUUCGCCGAUUUUGAGCUAUGCUAUGUCGGCGCCAUGGUGCCGGUGAAAUCGACGAAGGAAUACGAACAGCAGGAGCUUGUAUGUGUGUUGUUCUCGGAAACUUUACAACGAGCACUCGAACGUGGGCUGUUGGACCAAGCGGACGUGGAUAACUACGAGCCAGCUUUAAUGUUCACCAUUCCUCGUCUGGCCAUUGUCUCCGGACUCUUAGCACCGCCUGGAGGACCGUUGUGCCUCAAUUCGCCCGAUACUAUAAGCGAGAUGUUUCGACCGUUCAGGACCCUUCUCCUUAAGAUAAGAGAACUAUUGUGGACAUUAAACAAUCGCGAGCUGUACAUGUUGGAGAAAUUAUUGUGCUCGAACGAAGAGCCAUCAAGCUCGAUUACGCAGUCGACAAAAUGUCAGGAUAUACCUGACCUGGAGGAAUUUGUUCAUAAUUUUUAUACCGGUUAUCCGAACUGUAAAGAAUUUAUCGUGGAUUUUUACACUGUGACGAGAAACGCGGGCAACAACAUGGAUGAGGUGGCGAGCGAUGCGGUGCAGUCGCUGGACGAAGAAAGCGGUAAAAUGUCCGAUCGACCGGGGGCGAAGGAUCGUAGGGAAGAGAGGAGGGAUGCAGAAAGUAGGCACGAAGACUUAAACGUAUGCUUGAGAGAUGAUAUAACGUCGCAGAGCGACGAAGAGAAUUCGAAAUUCGACAGACAGUUUCCCUGCAAUUCGACGACAUGCGAAAACAACAGCUUCGACUCGAUGGUAGAUGGCAGCGACAGAUUGGACGUAGCGGGAAAUAGUGAUACCGUCCAAGACGCGAUGAGCAACGUGCGAGAUAGCGAGGAAAACUUCAUCAUCCCCAACAUAGCUCAGAUGUUGGAGGACGCCAACAACAUUCCGCAGACCACUCGGUAUCUGCUCAAUCAGGUCUCCCGCGAGAACACUUCCGUCAUGAGCGACAGCGCGACCGCGCACAUACAGAACUCUCUGCCCGACAUGGACUCCAAGAAGCUCAUCUCGGAAGCGAAUAAGACUCUUUCGAACUUCCUGUUGGACGUCGCUGGCGAGUGCCAGAACGAAAUCUCGGAGCAAACGGACUCCGGAAUAUGCACGGUAAUCUCGUCCGAGAACACGAGUUUGUACGACAAGAGCCCGGAGGAAAAGAAGACCUUCCAACCGGAUGACGAAGAGAGACGCGUGUCCGACGAGGAAGAGGACACGCAGGAGAAUACCAGUUACUCGUGCUCGAAUCUGAGCUCGCCCACUAAGAGAACGAAUUCCGGGGUUUCGGAGAAAUGCGUAUGCGGCACGAGAAGUAAGAGCGCGCCGUUGGAUCAUUCCAUUGAAGCGUUGCACGCCGAAGAGAUGACAACCGGCAAGAACAUUCCACGAAUAUCGUCGAACUUCGACGGCACUAACGAAGAAUUUAUCGGCAUGGCGUACGGUAACGGACACCUCGCGCUUUGCGACGCCAAUCAGUCCUCCACCUUUCAGAUCAAUUACUCCGAGAACUGGGAAAAUCUCAAUCUGAACAUCGACGCGUCGAGCUCCAGAAAAGAAUUCUGGGGCGAUCUCAAGUGCGAAAACUGCCCGUCCACUUCGCAGAAUAUCGACAGGAUAGGCGAUACGAUUGAGAAGUAUGCGCAGGAUAAGAGGAAAACGAGAGACGAGAGACAGCGACGGCGGCAUCAUCAGCAUAAGCUGGAUCGUGCCGCGCAGAGAAUUCAUCAUAGCAGACAUCAGGGGGAAAAGAAUCUGCGGUCAGCGACGAGUACCGAAAGUUCUAGGUCAAACUCGACGGAUCGUUGCUUGAACCCGUCUCGGUUGGCUGGGUUUGGCGCUAGCCUGCAUCUCGGCCAAAACACCAGGCAGAUGCCAAACUUCGGAAGUCACAGUCCGCAUAUGAGUCCUAGACUUCACCACUUCGAGUCACCGCGUAGCAACACGCCCGGACAACGCUGUUGUAACGUCGGAACGCAGGCGAACCGAAGCUCCGCGUCGCCGCGAAGCAAGAAGUUGCUGGACCACAGAAGAUCCAAGUCCGAGCAGAUCGUUAAAAUGAAGAGGAAGGACGAGAGAGUGAACGCACAUACAAAGAGGAAGUUGGGGAAUGCGAGUUCGAAUAAUAAUCUGAUGAUGAACGACGGGUUGGGCCCGAGGACGGAUAAAAGUGGCUUAGUGACGGAAACUUCCUCGACCGCACGUUCGAACGUUCGGCGUGAGUUUGCCGCGAGAGGCGAUCAUUCGCGGAGAUCGGUGAGACUGGUCAACGGUGUGCAGAAUUUCGAUCAAUCGCUCAACUUCAAUAAAACCACCGACGUGGUUUCGAGCUCCAGUUGCUCGAGCUGUUGCGGCGAUUCUAGUUCAGAAACUAGCGAGUUUCACAGCGAUUGUCAAGACGAUGAAGAGAUUGCGCUAGCGAUGCAGGCCGCCGAGAUCGCAAACAGGAAUCAGAUCCGUGCCAAGUUUCGGUCCUCGGAAGAUCUGGUUCACCGUCUCUUCGUCUGUAUAGCCGGUGUGGCGGAUCAGUUGCAAACGAAUUUUGCAUCCGAUCUGCGGAACAUCUUAAAAUGCGUUUUUCUUAUGAACAGUAGUCAAAUCAUUGAAGACGCGGAAUCGAAGGAUCGCGAGAAUUCAGCGGAUCAGUCUACGACGGAUAAUACGUUAAGCGAGGCGAUGGAAACGGGAGAUAAUCACGAUCGGCAACAAGAAUCGAUGCCAGAAUUCGAGGAAGAUAUGGAAGAAUCCAUUUUGACGCAUGACCGAAUUUCUCCCGUCACCGAAAGAGGAGAGGAGUGCGUGGAAAGAGCACCCGCUUGGGUGCCGGACAACGAUGCGCCGAGAUGUAUGGCCUGCCAAGCAGGAUUCACGGUGGUGCGACGCAGGCACCACUGCCGAAACUGUGGCAAAGUGUUCUGCGGCCGUUGUAGCAGCAACAAUGUACCGUUACCUCGUUAUGGACAUACGAAACCCGUCAGAGUGUGCAACAGAUGUUUCUUGUACCAAGUGACGCCGUUCACUGUUUCUCAAGUCACUCCCGCCAGCUGAACGUGCUUGCCGCUUUCUGCCUUUGACUUCCUAUUUGAUUUCACUUUUUUCUCAUGCAUUUUCUUACGGGUUGUCAGGAAAUCUUUUCCUUCGAUGGAUUUCUUCCAUUCUCCUUUUCAUAUUAUCUAAAUUUUUGCAAAAAGAAAAAGUUGCUUUUCUUUAUUCGUGGAUAAGGUGGCAAAUUUUUUGCGCAAUUAUCGUGAUAUCGUUAUCGAUAAUCGAGGAAAGAUAGAAAAAAAUUUUCUCUCCUCCUCCUCUUCUUUCUUUUAUUCAUCUUUGCAUUUGUUUAUUAGAUCGAAUCCAAAUUUCUGGACAACCUAGUAUAUCUCUCUGUUUCAUUAUAUUUACUUUCGAUGGACGUACUCGCGUGAAAAUCUGAUGGCCGUUUAAUAAAAUCACUGUUUUUAUCAUAGGAUUGACGCAUUAAAGUUCUCUUGGCGAAACAGAUGGAAUUGUGUAAUUAUGUAAUAUAUUCCUUCGAUAUUGAAGAAAAACGUAAUGAAAAAUCUCUUGGCUUCGUAAGUCAAGGCAUUAUUCGAUUAUUCAAAAAAAUUAAGCGAAUUAUCUCGAGUGAUUGCUCCUUUUCUCCAUUUUUUUUUUUUCCAUAGUAUAUAAUAUGUAUUGGAAAAUUUGAUGGCAUUCGGUUUCUUCAAUAUAUUAGUUUGUAAAAAAAAAGAAACCUUAAAGGCAUAUGUGUGCGAUAAUGAGAGGAAUCGAAGAGGAAUCGUUAGAUCAUUACUUCGCUCUCAUUGUUUGUACAUUCGCGUGCACUUAAAAUAUAAAAUUAUACAUAAAUAUCGGCGCUAAUCGCUCAUAUUUUUACACAUUGUAAUUAGAUUAUAGUUUGAGAAGGUGUUAGUCGAAUAUAUGUAACAAUGCGAUUUGUAUAGAUCUUACAAUUACUUACAAAUCGUUCGAAUUUUAUUUCAUAAAAGGAUCUUGUCUUCGUGUUUUAAUUAAACAAUUGUACAGAGGACAAUAAUUUGCAUAUCAAGAGUAUCUUUACGUUAUUACUAAUAUUCUUCCUCUACUUAUAUUAUUAGUGUGAAGAUUAAUUAUCAUUAUAAAUUUAGUUUUUAAAAUUGUUUGUCUUGGUGAACAAUUUGUUCUUCAAUUAGAGAAUUAUUAGAGUUUUUUGAAUUAUAAAUGCAGAAUAUCUUAUUGUAAAGCGAUUUAUCUUGGAGUUUAGUUGGAAGUAAUAAAACUUCUUUUCUUCCCGUGUUAUUCAUAAAAUAACUCUAUUCCUGAACAUAAGAUAAAAGUAAGAUUAAUGCAUCAUUGAGUUUUCGAUAUAUUUGUAGUAAUAACAAUGAUAUUUUUUUAUUUCAUUCAUUUCAUAUAAGCUCUUACGAUAUAUUACUGUUUAGAGUUGCCGAAGAGCGCUGAUCGCACAUAUAUAUUAAAAAGAGCAUCUUCGCUCCGAUAAAUAAAAUAAAAUCAAUAUUUUGCUCUCAUUAAUAUUUGAAUUAAUAUGGAGGAAUAUGAGAGUAGCAGUAAGCGACAUUACAUCAAUGUUGUUUUGUUGUGAAGAUUUUUUUCACUUAAAAAUAUCUAGAUUUCUCUUUAAUCUUAAUAAGAAAAAAUUUAUUCCACACACUUGCGUGUAGUCCGUAAGUUUGAGCCGAUUGUCGAUAGAUAUUUUUUCAUAAAAGGUACCGAUAAGGCUUCCGUAAAGAAGAGAAGCUGAAAAGUUUCGCAUCGCUCUUAAAUCUAUAGUAUGUAUCCACGCAUGAUAUAUGUGUCCACUAAUGUAAAUAUACACUUUCAAACGAAUGCGAUAAUGUGUAAAAAACGAAAGUUCAAUAAGCAAGCACACGAUCACGUCACGGCACUCACUAUCGCUCAUAAAUAUUCGCCUCGAACCUUCGUCUCGUCUUUAAGAAAUAUAAAAAUACGUAUAGAUAAAUCAAUAUUUAUGAGCGGUGGAGUAACUAUUGCCGCGCGAUAGUUUUUUUAAGCUACUACUGCCUGCUCUGGUAUUUCGAAACACACACACACACACAGGUGCGUUAGCACAUACAAUUAGCUCCUGUGCCAAAUUUAAUGACAAUAAGUUUCCUCCUUCUUACGACACACGAAUUUGGUUCCUAUCGUUGGGCAUACAUUGGAAGGUGUUUGUAAAAAUAAAAGAGCGCGCAGUAUUCACACGAUCAGUCGUCAUACAUGUUUUAUUAUCGUAGGAAAUAUCCUAAGUAAAUAAGCGUUAAGGUGUAUAUGCCGCUCGGUACAUUUUAACUAGAGAAAAAAGAAAGGAAAAAAAGACUGUUUCAAUGCACAGAUCGUUUAUUUGUUAUCAUUUCAAGCCGUAAUCGAUUUAAAAAAAAAUUCCGUAUAAUAGAUUUCCCUAUCUUCCUUUUUAACCACGUAUUGUUAAUUUAUUAACGUUACUAGUUUUAUACUUAUUAAUAUAGCUGCAUUGUAUUUUGGAUUUGGCGGCGUGUGAAUUUAUAGGUUCGCCGUGGUCAAUGCUGAUAAAAAGGCGAUGGUUAAUUGAAUUCCGAUGUGCAUCAAUCAAUAUACAUCAAGAUUCAAUUAACAUCAAUUAAUUCGAGCGACUUUAGACUUGUAUUUACAUCACUAUAGAUAAGUAGAUAACCGAUUUUCAUAUGGACGUUGUGUAAUGUAUGUAAUAAUGUUCCCUAAGAAACGACGAAUAGAUUGGAGAAUUUGUGGAAAUCGUUGUAUAUUAUAAUCGCGUGUGUAUUGUAAACUAUAAGUAAGAUUUUCCACUCUUUGGGGAAAAAGAAUGAGUUAAUAAUUUGCAAAAAAUAAAUUGUAAUGAAAACUGUUAUAUAGUGUCCGUGGAAGAGUAAAUAAGGCCGUUCGUAAUAGACAGAUAAAAUUAAUAUAAAAAAGAAAGAAACUUAUUUCCUUAAGGACAUCGCAACUUGAGUAGAGAGAAUUAAAACUCUUAAAGUAUAUAAACGCUUAGAAGGAGAGUUAUUUUUUACACGUAAUCGAUGCCUUGCUAGAAUAUCGUGCUUUCAAUUUGAGGAGGAAGGCAACUUUUCACUGGCUAAAAUCCGCAAAACUAGCACGAGAGACGAGCAUUUCAUCUCCCUAGUUCACACGCGUGCGUUAUCACUCAUGGUAAUCAGGAUUUCCCCUGUGCCUAAUGUUAGCAGGUUAGCCUGUGGAUAUAUUACAUACUGUACAUAAGCGAAAAAGAGGAAUGAGAGAGAGUGGGGAAGAGAACAAUAGUGGAAAAUUCGGAACAAUAAACAUAUAGUGGACCAAAGAUCAUUUGCGUUGCACAACACAAUUUUCUUUUCCUUCAUUUUUUUAAACAAACAGACUUUUUAAUUUCUUUUCUAAAUAAAAGAAAAAUAAUAAGUAA